Adineta steineri is the source of this 546-nucleotide messenger RNA. The record is from the annotation of a GenBank genome assembly. NCBI's taxonomy places the organism in Eukaryota, Metazoa, Rotifera, Eurotatoria, Adinetida, Adinetidae.
AUGAUUGCUGCUAAUGAUAGCCAUAUUGAUAAUGACAAAGAUAGUAAAGCAUCGAAACUGGCUAUAAAAUGGAAGAAAAUUCAUUUAAAACUAUCUGCAAAUCCACAGAAAUUUGUCGUUACAUUUCCAACAACUCAAGGGAGGAUAACUGUGACAGCCUUGAAAUCGUGCUUUCGAUAUCGAGUACGUCAUUUUCCAACAACUAAUGUUGAAAACUAUCAACAAUACGAUGGACGACAUAAACGAAUACAGAAUGAAUUAUUAAAUUUAGUGGAAUAUGAAGAUAUAAUUAAAAUGAUUACGGAACAACUAUCAAUUUUUAUUCAUAAUCAAAAGAAAAAUUCAAUAAAACUGGCAGUCGGAUGUGAACAAGGUCAACAUCGAUCAGUAGCUGUUAUUGAACGACUAGCUGAAUUGUUAAAAGUAACUUACAAUGUAGAAGUAAUUCAUCGAGAUUUACAAAGAACAAGAUAUGACAAGAAAAAACAAAAAGAAAGAACACAAAAUAGAGACAAAAAAUAUACUAAUUAUGAUGAAAAUAAUUAA